GAAGAAACCAGCUCGAUGGUCAUGGACAACCAGUCGAGCGAAGCCGAGAUGAACACAGUCCAGUCGCCGCAGACGGAAAAUCGGGAUCGAUUGGGCCCGGAAGAGUUGAAGGCAUUCCUCAGCGAGCGAUACUUGGCUCCCCAUCAACACCUCCCUCCACUCUGGUCAUCAACCCAGAUCACCCACUGGGAUGAAAACCCUCUGUUGGACUUGGCUCGCCAGGAGUCGAUCAAUGAGUUUUUGCACACUCAGCCGAGCCCGAUGUCCACCCACUUGGACUUCAUCUUCGCCGGACUCGAGGGCGAUGUUGUGGAUUGCGUGGUGUCUGAACAAUCAUCCGACUCAUUCCUUACUUCCAAGACAUCCUCAUCCGUGAUCAGACAACCAGCCAACUACACAUCUGAUUUCAUUCGGGGUCGUUCUGGGAAUUUGCCUUUCCAACCAGGGGGCCUCCUUUCCUCAGUCGUUGUUGAACCUCUCUCGGAUCCGAAUGUCAAUGCCAGCGAUGAGCUUGAGAAGGAUCUCGAAUCGACGCGUGGGGGUAUUCGGACGAUUCCCCCGGGUUUCACGCGAGGUCUGGAUUUUGGAGCUCAAGAAGCCGACGGAGCUGAGGAUGGAUUACAAUCAACGUUUCCAGCUGCCAAUCUCAAUCCAGUUCAACUAGACCCAAUCUAUGUUUCUUCAUCAAACACAAACUGGCGACGACAGAACAAGGACAAUCAGUCCAACAGUUUGCAGGGAGAUACGGGGCGAAUAGAUACAGAAGUGGAUGCACUUCUUUCAGAUACACAAUAUGCAUUGACCAGUGCCAUGCCAGUGAUCAAACCUCGCCGUCAACCAGUGGUGUCAAAGCGCGAUUGGGCUCAUGUGGUGGACGUCAAUAAAGAACUGGCCAACUUCCGUGAGUUGGUGCCCAACAUGGCCCGACAGUAUCCCUUCGAGUUGGACACUUUUCAGAAAGAAGCAAUCUAUCACCUUGAAAUGGGAGAUUCCGUCUUUGUAGCUGCCCACACCUCUGCAGGGAAAACAGUAGUAGCAGAAUAUGCCGUGGCUCUUGCACGUCGCCACAUGACCAGAUGCAUAUACACUUCUCCGAUUAAGGCUUUGUCGAAUCAAAAAUUUCGCGAUUUCAGACAGACCUUUGACGCCGAGACCGUUGGAAUCCUCACUGGGGACGUUCAAGUGAACCCCGAAGCUAGCUGCUUGAUUUUGACAACAGAAAUCUUGAGAAGCAUGUUGUACAAGGGCGCUGAUCUGAUUCGCGAUGUGGAAUUUGUGGUGUUUGAUGAAGUUCACUACAUCAACGAUUCCGAGCGAGGGGUUGUGUGGGAAGAAGUCAUCAUCAUGUUGCCAGCCCACGUUACCAUCAUUCUUUUAUCAGCAACGGUCCCGAAUACCAAGGAAUUUGCAGAUUGGGUUGGACGUACGAAACGGAAAGACAUUUAUGUCAUUAGUACGCCCAAGCGACCGGUUCCACUUGAACAUUUCCUUUACGCCAAUAAGGAAAUCCAUAAAAUCGUUGAUGCCAAGGGUGAAUUUCUGAGCCAAGGAUGGAAGGAUGCGAUUGAAAGCAUGAAACGCUUGCAAGUCAAAGAACGGGAAGCUUCGGGACAGGCCCCGCUCACGAGGCUAGGCCACAAUGCAGCCAAACAAGGUCCACAACGUGGUCAACAGCGUGGCCGGGCCGAUAAGCGCGGCGGAAGGGGUUCUCAGUCUUCUAGUCACUUCUCAUCAGCUAUGAGCCGCGGAGGGGGCGGUGGCCCUAAUAGCGGACGCGGACAUCAAGAAGAUCAGAAUCGGUGGGUACAUUUGGUCGGGAUGCUCAAGAAAAAAGAAUUGCUGCCGGUCGUUGCUUUCACUUUCUCCAAAAAACGAUGCGAAGAAAACGCGACUAGUAUGCCAAAUACCGAUCUUUGUUCGGCCAAGGAAAAGAGUGAAAUUCAUAUCGUCAUUGAGCGGAGCUUGACCAGACUGAAUGGUACGGAUAAAAAGCUGCCACAAAUCAUUCGAAUGCGGGACUUGCUUGCUCGUGGAAUCGCUGUUCAUCACGGUGGCUUGCUGCCUAUCGUCAAGGAGGUAGUCGAAAUUCUAUUUGCUCGAGGCUUGGUCAAAAUUUUGUUCGCUACGGAGACAUUUGCGAUGGGUGUAAACAUGCCUGCUCGUUGUGUGGUAUUUUCCGGCAUCCAGAAACACGAUGGUCGAUCGUUCCGUGAGCUUCUAUCUGGUGAAUAUACUCAGAUGUCAGGCCGAGCUGGUCGUCGUGGGUUAGAUAGCACCGGAGUUGUGAUAAUUAUUUGCGGGAAUGAAGUACCCGAUACGGUCGGCCUACACAAAAUGAUCUUAGGUCCUGCAACGAAACUCCAAUCUCAGUUUCGAUUGACAUAUAACAUGGUUUUGAACUUGUUGAGAGUUGAAGCGCUGCGAGUGGAGGAAAUGAUUAAAAGUAGUUUUUCUGAGAACGCUCAACAGAGAUUACUUCCUGACCAACAGAAAAAGAUCCUCGAGGGUGAACGUGAAUUACUGGCAUUGCCAGUUCAGGAUGAUUCGGAUUCAAUUCAAAAUAUAAGGCGUUACCACGAAGUUUCCAGUCGUCUAGUCGAAUUGAAUUCGCAGUUGCUUGAAUCUGUGGCCAACCAUCCAAGCGGAUCUCGCGCCCUGUCCGCAGGACGAUUGAUAAUAUUAAACGACAAUCAUUUUCGACACAACCUUGCCGCGAUUUUGAAGCCUGCCCAGUCUUUGCGUGCUAAUGCCGAUGGUCGCCUGGAUCAUACCCGCAGCUUUUUUGUUCUAGCUUUCGUCCCUCCCGCAAUACGCUCAAAAUCUAGUGAUAUUGCUGCUGAUGAAGUCCCUCCUGAAUGGCCACCACUCAUUAAACCUGGCACCUCCGACUUAACAUAUGAACUCGCUGUGGUACCGAUCACUUCGAUAAGCCUACUGACGAAGCACAUGCUCAGUUUGAAUGUAAACGAGAUUGCAGACCAGCAUCGCAAGUCACACAUGGUAGAAGCCUUGGAGAAAGUGAUCUCCUUAGGGCUACUCGAUCAAUUGGCAAGAACGCCUCGCAACCAGCUCUUGCCUCAGUUUGAAUUGGAACACCCAAAACUGCGAAGCAUGGAGUUUCAGGACCUGUUUUAUCGUAGAACCCAAGACCUAGCUCUUUGGGAAAAUCUAUCCUCCGUCGAGAAUGAUAAGGAAUUCGAGAAACUGUACGCCGCAAUACAUCGAGAGAAAAUAAUCACUCAACGGCUAGCUCUCUUACAAGCAAGCUUGAGCGAGCAAAACUUGGAACUGUUACCGGAUUACGAAAACCGGUUAAAGGUUCUUAAAGAGCUCAAAUUUAUCGAUAAUCGCGCCACAGUAUUGCUCAAAGGGCGCGUGGCAUGUGAAAUCAACUCUUCUCAUGAGCUAAUCUUGACCGAAGUGAUACUGGACAACAUCUUGGCAGAUUUCGACCCUGCGGAAACAGUGGCUCUCCUCAGCUCAUUUGUCUUCCAAGGCAAGACUGAGAGCGAGCCAUUCCUGACGCCUAAUCUCCAACGAGGAUGCGACCGACUGGCCAAGAUCGCCGACCGGAUCGAAGCUGUCAGCUUGAGGAACAAAGUCGCCGAUCAUGAUCAGGCCAAUUCGGGAAAAGGUAGACCGAACUUUGGAAUGGUAGAAUUGGUGUGGCAAUGGGCGCAGGGCAUGCCAUUUUCCGAGUUGAUGGAGAUGAGCGAGAUCCAAGAAGGAGUGAUCGUACGGACAAUGACUCGAUUGGAUGAAUCCUGUCGAGAGGUUCGAGAUGCGGCGAGGAUCAUCGGUGAUAUUUCGUUGGGCAAAAAGAUGGAAGCUUGUCAGGCUCUGAUUCGCAGAGAUGUAGUCUUUGUUAGCAGUCUGUAUAUUUGAAAUUCACACUGCUUCUCGAUCUCCCUUUAUCGUUACUUCGGCGUUGGUCAAGGUUUUGGAAGAGAAAUGGAUCGGCUAGGCUUAUCAAUCAACGUUGAGUAGAAAGUGGUUGAAUAAGAUGAGGGUUUCGAGCAGCUCUCAUUCUGGCUGGUUCUGGAUCCGAACCUCCUCUGCUGACCGUGUCUGUAAUUAAGUUGUCCAUUUUGGCCAUGGAGAUGCGAAAAGUUUCAUCGAGAGAAGACGCUCAAAUUCAUAAAAACUGCUCAAAUCCCUUCAACCAACUCACUUCAGCA
Puccinia graminis f. sp. tritici CRL 75-36-700-3 is the source of this 4178-nucleotide messenger RNA. RefSeq lists its product as uncharacterized. Gene Ontology annotation, biological process: nuclear-transcribed mRNA catabolic process, 3'-5' exonucleolytic nonsense-mediated decay. Gene Ontology annotation, molecular function: RNA helicase activity; ATP binding; RNA binding. Gene Ontology annotation, cellular component: Ski complex. The coding region runs from base 16 to 3885 and encodes 1289 amino acids. Lineage: Eukaryota; Fungi; Basidiomycota; Pucciniomycetes; Pucciniales; Pucciniaceae. The transcript has 21 exons. The record is from RefSeq and is a predicted model, not a curated record.